Molecule: messenger RNA, 435 nt
Organism: Letharia columbiana
Lineage: Eukaryota; Fungi; Ascomycota; Lecanoromycetes; Lecanorales; Parmeliaceae
Exons: 5
Coding region: 1-435 (144 amino acids)
Molecular function (GO): oxidoreductase activity
Source: RefSeq, a predicted model, not a curated record
AUGGCAGACGAACAGAAACCGAAGACUAAGUCCUUCGCUGCGAGGAAGGACAGAGUGAGGUUGACGCUUCUCGUGUACCGAAAGCCAGGCAUGAGCCUCGAUGAAUUUCAUCAAUACUGGAAGAACCAGCACGCAGAGCUUUUCAGCAGCAUUGCCAUCGUCAAGAAGAAUUUGCUCAGUUAUGUACAAAUGCGUGAAGCUUGCGCUCAUGUCAAUGAAGAAGCUUCGGCACAAUUGAAGCAAGUAGGCUUCCCUGUCUCUGAUGCCGACGGCAUGGCUAUAUUUGAAGCCCCUUCGUACGCAAUGAUAGCUGCUUGCUUCCAAGACGAAGAAUACCAGAAGAUUGUGGUGCCGGAUGAGGAGAAUUUCUUGGACCGGGGCAGAUGUUUUGCAUUAGCGGCGGAGUUGGUGCCAGUCUUGGAUGAUGCUACCUAA